Messenger RNA from Mustela erminea (ermine), 812 nucleotides. It is a transcript of the gene S100A1, whose product is annotated as S100 calcium binding protein A1. Gene Ontology annotation, biological process: regulation of heart contraction. Gene Ontology annotation, molecular function: calcium ion binding; S100 protein binding. The record is from RefSeq and is a predicted model, not a curated record. Bases 368 to 652 code for a protein of 94 amino acids. Gene Ontology annotation, cellular component: sarcoplasmic reticulum. The transcript has 3 exons. NCBI's taxonomy places the organism in Eukaryota, Metazoa, Chordata, Mammalia, Carnivora, Mustelidae.
GCCGGCGCUUCCGUGGGGCGGGGGAGUGGGGGGAGGCCGUGCCGUGUCCUCCCAGGACCUUUCUCACCCCCCUCCUUCCUCCUGGGCCCUGCCUGCUGGGGCCCAGCAGGCAGGGGGAGGCAACUGAGGCUGCACAAGAGGACACAGGCCAGCCUGUUCUAGCCCAGGAGACAGAGGGCGCCUCUGUCCACUCCUGGGUGUCUGUCUGUGAAGGGGUGGAGCCGGUGGGGGGGAGCAGCGGGGGCAGGACCGCAGACAGGUCUCCCCACACAGCUCCCUUAGUCACACUUGCAGACUCUUCUGUCUGUCCAGAACCCGCUCCCACCUCAGGUCCAGGCUGACAGGGACGGGGUAGGUGAGCUGCGAGAUGGGCUCUGAGCUGGAGACAGCGAUGGAGACGCUCAUCAAUGUGUUCCACGCGCACUCGGGCAAGGAGGGAGACAAGUACAAGCUGAGCAAGAAGGAGCUGAAAGAGCUGCUGCAGACCGAGCUCUCGGGCUUCCUGGAUGCCCAGAAAGAUGCAGAUGCCGUGGACAAGGUGAUGAAAGAGCUAGACGAGAAUGGAGACGGGGAGGUGGACUUCCAGGAGUACGUGGUGCUGGUGGCUGCCCUCACUGUGGCCUGUAACAACUUUUUCUGGGAGAACAGCUGAGCAGACAGCCCCAGUGAGCAGCGCCCUUCCCCUUCCCUGAUUCCCCCGCACCCCACUUUUUCCUCCCUGCACUCUUACCCUUGCCCACCCUCCAUCAAGGGUGCAAGAGUAGAGGGCCAAGCCUGCCGCUCAACUUUCAUUAAAGGCUCUUCUCUAGUCA